Molecule: messenger RNA, 3903 nt
Organism: Rhinolophus ferrumequinum (greater horseshoe bat)
Lineage: Eukaryota; Metazoa; Chordata; Mammalia; Chiroptera; Rhinolophidae
Gene: ID4
Product: inhibitor of DNA binding 4
Exons: 3
Coding region: 393-878 (161 amino acids)
Biological process (GO): negative regulation of transcription by RNA polymerase II; cell differentiation; circadian regulation of gene expression
Cellular component (GO): cytoplasm; nucleus
Molecular function (GO): protein dimerization activity; transcription regulator activity
Source: RefSeq, a predicted model, not a curated record
GUGGGCCCGGCCAGAGCAGGGAAGAGGCGCGGUUGCGAGUCAGUUGUGGGAGCCGGGAAACCUCCGGCGAGGAGCGCGGCGGCCGGGCUGUAGUCGGAGCUCAGAAGGGAGUGACUGGGGACCCCGGUGGGCUGCUUUCCUUCUGGUGCUUUUGAUUUUUCUUGCCUUUUGGUCCCGGCCGAGUGUCGCCCAGAGAGCAGAGAGAUCCCCUAGCGAAACCCGGAGCGACCCUCCCGUCAAUUGUUGGGCGCGGGAUCGCUGGGAGCGCGGACCCAGCGCGCCGGGCGCGAAGGCGAGGGGAGCGGAGCCGGCCGCGGGCGGGGGCCGGGCGCUUGCCUGCCUCCCUCGCUCGCCCCAGCGGGUCUGCUCGCGCAGGGCGCGGGGCGUGCGCGAUGAAGGCGGUGAGCCCGGUGCGCCCCUCCGGCCGCAAGGCGCCGUCGGGCUGCGGCGGCGGGGAGCUGGCGCUGCGUUGCCUGGCGGAGCACGGCCACAGCCUGGGCGGCUCGGCGGCCGCGGCGGCCGCGGCGGCGGCAGCGCGCUGCAAGGCUGCCGAGGCGGCGGCCGAUGAGCCGGCACUCUGCCUGCAGUGCGAUAUGAACGACUGCUACAGCCGCCUGCGGAGGCUGGUGCCCACCAUCCCGCCCAACAAGAAAGUCAGCAAAGUGGAGAUCCUGCAGCACGUUAUCGACUACAUCCUGGACCUGCAGCUGGCGCUGGAGACGCACCCGGCUCUGCUGAGGCAGCCGCCCCCGCCGGCGCCACCGCACCACCCGGCGGGGACCUGUCCGGCCGCGCCACCGCGGACCCCGCUCACCGCGCUCAACACCGACCCGGCCGGCGCGGUCAACAAGCAGGGCGACAGCAUUCUGUGUCGUUGAGCCGCGCUGUCCAGGUGUGCGGCCGCCUGAGCCCGAGCCAGGAGACUAGAGAGGGAGGGGGAAGAGCAGAAGUUAGAGAAAGGCACCGGAGGAAAGGAGAAAAAACGUCAGCAAAUCUUAGAAACGUUUUCAUCCGUCAUUCCAAGAGAGGGAGAGGAAAGAAAAAUAAAACUUUCAUCCUUUUUUUUUUGCACGUUCAUAAACAUUCUACAUCCGUAUUCUCUUUUGUCUUGAUUUAUAACCGCUGUGAAUUGUACAUUUCUGUGUUUUUUGGAGGUGCAGUUAAACUUUUAAGCUUAAGUGUAACAGGACUGAUAAAUAGAAGGUCAAGACUAAAUCCGACUUUAGAAGCCUACUUGUGACCAAGGAGCUCAAUUUUUGUUUUGAAGCUUUACUAAUAUACCAGAGCAUUGUAGAUACAUUUUUUUUUUUACAUCUAUUGUUUAAAAUAGAUGAUUACAACGGGGCAGGGAACUUUCUUUUCCCUGCAAGAAUGUUACAUAUUGUAUAGAUAACUGAGUGACAUUUCAUACCAUGUAUAUAUAGAGAUGUUCUAUAAGUGUGAGAAAGUAUAUGCUUUAAUAGACUACUGUAAUUAUAAGAUAUUUUUAAUUAAAUAUUUUUUGUAAAUAUUAUGUGUGUGUUUUUUUUAAUCUAUGGGAAUAUUUCUUUUGGAAAAUUAUUUUUCAGCUCAGUUGCAGAGCUCUUGAUAUCUUGAAUGUCUGUUCUGUUUGGUCUGGCUUUUAAUUUGUUUUUGUUUUGCACAGUAUCGUGUAGAAUCGGAGGUAACAGUUAUAGCUGGUGGUCCUGCAUGACUGCAUGAAAUGUUUAAUCACAAAAUCAACUUGUCCUGAGUCCAUUCAAAUGUCUUUUCUUUAACCUAGAUUGAAAUCUUUGUAUUUGAAGUAUAUAUGUUGGAAAUAUACUUUAUCAGUUUUUAAGUACAGGGUUUGAUAGUGUAAUAUAUAAAGAGUAAGUGUUUAUUGUUUGUUUUUAAAUUGAGGUCAAAAUGGAUUCUGAAUAAUUUUGCAUACGGGAUGGGGAAAUGCUUGGAUCCUUAAGGAGUUUAUGAAAUCUACUGUUUUGUCAAAGUGAAAAAAAAAUGCUUAUCAUUCUUCAUUUUACAGUAAAGCUUAAUGUCAUUAAAGUUUCAUGUUUGUACAGGUUCUUUAAAUCAUAGAAAUGAAAAAUGUUCUCUGCUUGUUACCAAAGGACAACCUCUUGGAAAUGAACACUUUCUGCUUUCCUUCCUCCAAAGAAUAUUAAUAGGCAACAAUGAGAGAAAAAAAUAAAAAGGAAUAAUGGCAAAUCCUUCAAGCAGGGAUAAAAGUCGAUCUUCAAACAUUAACUUAAGUAGACCAAAAAUUCUGAUGACCGCAUCUAGAUUAUUUUUUUAUAAAAAUGAUUUUCACUAUAGCUAUGUUAGUUACUGGUAAACAACUGUCCAAUCUCUUGUGGUGUGUAACUUUUACAUGUGAAUAUUAAAGUAGAUUUAUCUGUCUUGUACUGUGAUUUCUCGUCUCAUUUCUUCAAACCCUUAUGCUUAUUUUUUUAAGACUUUCUUUUCUCUCUAAGGAAGGUAGUAUUUUCUAGGUUAGAUAGGACUAGCAGGGCUUGUGCACAUUAUGCAUUUAAUGUGAUCAGUACAUUACACAUCAGUUAGAUGGAAUUUUUAGAGUGAGAAUUAAGUAGGAUUUAAUUGGGUGCUUUGUAAAUAGUCAACUGUGUGUAUAACGUGGUCUGUUUGAGUUUUAAAAGGAAAGGAUUUGUUUUAGAUUAUACAAGAAUAAAAGUAUUAUAGACCCAAGGGACUUUUUAUGAGGUCAAAGUCAAAUAUGUAUAUGAAUAUGAAAUAUGGUCCCUAGUAGUCAGUUGAAGUGAUAAUGUCUUAACAAAAAUGAACAAAGUUAAUGCUAAUAGGUUCAAAUACAUCGAAAGAUUUUAAAAAUCCGUCCUAUCCCCAGCAUGUUAUCCCUUCACCUUUGAUAUUUCACUGGUCUUAGGUAUUUUUAGAAUUCGAUGUAUUUGAUGUUGAGCCUUAUAAAGUCAAAGGACAGCUUGUUUAGAUGAGGUUUAUUUUUAUUUUUGGUAUUAUUCACUCUUGUCACACAUCAAGAGGAAAACACAAGAACACUGCUGGAAUUCCAAAUCUGAAGAAUUCUAACGAUUGCAUUCUUUGUUAUUAAAAAAGGGGACAAUUCCUCCUUUUUAUUUGGCAGUUUAGUUUUAGUGGGAAGCAAGUCACAUGUGUGCUGUUGGUUGGAGUUAGGCAUCUGUCAGCCUGACUGCUGAACCUACCUAGGCUCCGUUUAAACUUAAUGCUGGGAAGAUUUCGAACCUGAAAGUAAAUGGAUAAAUAUUUUUGGUUUUUGAAGAUAGAUGUUGCUCUUUAGUUAAUUUUACAUUUAGGGUAGGAAAGGCCACGAGAAUGGAAAGAUAGUGUUAAUAGAUACUACAUUUUAGAGAGCUGGCAUUUUCACCUUUGGCUCUUCUGCAGCAUUGGAUGUCUCAAGAAACGAAGUCAUUGUUUAUUUUUUAAAAAUUAUAUGCACUUGUAUAAGUUAUUACUUUCUAUUAAAAUGUUGGCUGUGUCCUAACCAAGCAACCAGAUAACAAAAACAGUUUGAUUCAUUUAUCUAGCAAGUUAUAAUUAUUCAGAUAUUUGGUUGAACAGAGGAAAAUAUCCUGACUUCUCUCAUUUAAUAUGUCUACUUUUAAUUGUAUAGGCACAACCAAAGAUAAGAAUCAUUUAAAACCUUCAAAGGAAAAAAAAAAAACAUAUCCCACAGUGGGAUGUUUCAACUGUGGUUAUAAAAUCCCGAACAUCUCAGACAUCUCAUGUUAAAGGAAGAAAAAAAAAACAAACCCUUUUCAUUUCAAAGAACUAAUAUACUUUGAUAUUGUAUAACUAUUACUCAAGGUUAUUGUCAAGCUUUAACUGAAUUUUUAGAACUUAAAAAAUUUUUGACCCCCAAAAUCUAUUGUAUUAAAUGCCUUCUAAAAUAAUAAAUCUUCGCUGAGCAAA